Messenger RNA from Micropterus salmoides (largemouth bass), 1840 nucleotides. RefSeq names its product dual specificity protein kinase CLK4-like. NCBI's taxonomy places the organism in Eukaryota, Metazoa, Chordata, Actinopteri, Centrarchiformes, Centrarchidae. Gene Ontology annotation, cellular component: nucleus. The record is from RefSeq and is a predicted model, not a curated record. The transcript has 13 exons. Gene Ontology annotation, molecular function: protein tyrosine kinase activity; ATP binding. Gene Ontology annotation, biological process: regulation of RNA splicing; protein phosphorylation. Bases 281 to 1552 code for a protein of 423 amino acids.
UAAAUACCAGGCAGAGCACGGAGGAAGAGACGUGAAGUCGUCGCACCUCUCUCUACAUUCAAAUGUGAUAUUUCAGUUGAAAUUAUUUUUUCCAAACUAAACAUUUUUUCCUUUACAAAGUGUGGCAGAACAGCAGAGGAAGUACCAGAGGAAGACGUUGAAGAGUUUUUGACAUUUUCUUUUAGGAACAAAGUUCUUCAUUCAGUAAUCACCAGACCUCCGGAGUCUGGAGCAGAGAGGGCAAAGUUGGGUCACAGUGUCCUGUGUGUGCAGCAGCACAAUGGGCAGGGAGGACAACAACUGUGGUUCUUGGAGAGACGUUGAUGACCCCAAAACAGACGUCCACGCUGACAGAAAGACAGGAAUCUUCAACCAGCGCACACUCUGCACCUCGACAGAAAGUAGCAAAUCGCCUGAUGACAACUCGCUCCAGCUCGAAUCUGCUUUUCUUGGUGACAAAGCUGUCAACGCUGAUGAUGAUGGAGUGCAGAAGAGUCACAAGGGGAAGAGCUGUGAGGAUGAUGAAGACGGCCACCUGGUCUAUCACAUUGGCCUCGUGUUGAAAAAUAGAUAUGAGGUGGUAUUUACACUAGGAGUAGGAGCCUUUGGAAAAGUGGUGGAGUGCAUUGAUAGAGACAAAGAGGAGCAUGUAGCCGUGAAGAUUAUGAGGAACACGGAGUGUUUCCGUGAAGUAGCGAGGUCUGAGAUCGCAGUGCUGCAGGAGAUCAACAUCCUGGAUGAUGACAACAUAUUUGCCUGUGUGAGGAUGUUGGACUGGUUCGAGCAUGAAGGUCACAUCUGUAUUGUGUUCGAGCUGCUUGGCCUCAGCACCUUUGAGUUUCUCCGACAGAACAAGUUCCUUCCAUUCAGCGUAGAGCAGAUCAGACACAUGGCCUUCCAGAUCUUCAGAGCCGUCUGCUUCCUGCAUCGUAACAAGUUGACCCACACAGAUCUGAAGCCAGAAAACAUCCUGUUUGUCUGCUCUGACUUCGACCUGGAGUACAAUGAUGAGACAAAGUGUGAGGAGAGGAAACUGAGGAGUCUGGAUGUUAAGGUGGUGGAUUUUGGCACAGCCAAAUUUGACCACGAACACCAUGAAUCCCUGGUGUCAACACGUCACUACCGAGCUCCAGAGAUCAUUCUGGAUCUGGGCUGGAACCAGUCCUGUGAUGUUUGGAGUCUGGGCUGUGUUCUUAUGGAGUUUUACCUGGGACGUACACUCUUCAUGACCCAUGACAGCAAAGAACAUCUGGCCAUGAUGGAGAAAGUCCUGGGACCGAUCCCCCCCCACCAGCUGAAACAGACCAGAAAGCCAGAUUAUGUGCACAACGAGCGUCUGAACUGGGACGAGCAGAGCUCCUCUGAUGAUUACAGACAACACUGUAAACCUCUGAAGCAUUACAUCCAAAGGAAUAGCGAGGAAGAGAGGCAGCUGUUCGACCUGCUCAGCUGCAUGUUGGAGUACGACGUGUGCAGACGGAUCACCCUGGAGGAGGCGCUGUGGCACCCGUUCUUCAGCCCGCUGAGGAUGCAGAAGCAGCAGCGCAGCUAGCACACAAAACACACACACAUACACACACACACACACAUUCAACAUCUACCUCGGGGUUGUAAUUUAAGCGUUGCAAUUACUAAACUGUUUGGGUUUGUAGUUUUGAGUUGAUGAGUUAGAUGAUUUUCAGUUUCGUAGAGCAUUCCUGUCUACUCAAAAUAUAUAUUUUACGGACAUCCCAUCAUGAUCCAACAGUCUGCAGUCAAGUAAUUCAGAGUAAAUGUUUUCUUUCACUUCUUUCUCAGUCAUUUCUGUCAGGAGUUUGUUAAUAAAUAAUAAUAUUUUGCA